This is a messenger RNA of Nicotiana tabacum (common tobacco), 1742 nucleotides long. The record is from RefSeq and is a predicted model, not a curated record. Lineage: Eukaryota; Viridiplantae; Streptophyta; Magnoliopsida; Solanales; Solanaceae.
GAUUCAUGUUAGAGUUUAAGUUAUAUCUAUCAUCGGUGUAAAGAAUUUUUUAAACUAUCAUGUCACUCAAACAUAUCUACAGAUAAGUCUCUAUCUUGUAAAAAUUCAUUAUAUAUAUUGACGGUUUAUGUAACAUAAACAGUAGUUGUAAGAGCUUUUUUCCCCAUAAAUUUCAUCAUCUUCUUGUUAUAUGAUCAUCUUUAUAUAUGCAGAUCUAGUGUCUAUGAGCCGAGGGUCUUUUGGAAAUAGUCUCUCUACCCGGAGGGGUAGGGGUAAGGCAACUCUAACAACCACCAUGAAUACCAAUUCAAGAGACUCUUCCUUAACCUAUAAGAAAAAUCAGGAGGAUCAGCUGAAUUCAACAAAAGCUCAGAUUGGCGAAGCGAAAGAAGAAAACGAAAAGCUAAAGUCCAUGCUAUCUAAAAUCAUGAAGGAUUACCAAUCUUUACAAAUGCAUUUUCAAGGCAUAUCUCAUAAACCUCAAAAUUCAAAGGAUAUUAUUGCAACAAGUAUUGAACAAGAAGAAGAAGUGGACCUUGUUUCACUUAGCCUAGGGAGAAGUUCAAGAGAGUUCAAGCAAGAUGAAAAAGAAUAUGAUCAAAAUGAGUGUAAAGAUAUUAAAAAGCAAAGUAAAUUAUUUGAUGGGCUUGAGCUGGGUUUGGACUGCAGAUUUAGUCUAGAUUUUACUGAAGUCACGAAAAAUUAUGAUGAUAGCCCAGAAAAUAGCUUCGAGGAAUCAAAGAAGGAGCAUAUCACUGAACCAUGUGUACAAAAUUACACUAGUUCAAAAAUGCCACGAAUUUGUGGAGAUGAGGAUGAAGAUUUUCUGCAGCAGAACCCUCAAAAGAAAGCUAGGGUAUCUAUAAGAGCUGUGUGUGACACUACUACGAUGAAUGAUGGAUGUCAAUGGAGAAAAUAUGGACAAAAAAUAGCAAAAGGGAAUCCAUGUCCUAGGGCAUACUACCGUUGCACUGUCUCCCCAUCCUGCCCUGUCAGAAAACAGGUUCAAAGGUGUUUUGAAGACAUGUCCAUAUUGAUCACCACCUAUGAAGGAACACACAAUCACCCCCUUCCAUUUUCAGCCACUGCCAUGGCUUCCACCACCUCUGCCGCUGCCUCUAUGCUUAGUUGCACCUCCUCCUCAACAUCACAACAAGGGAUAACAGAUGCUAAUAAUAAUAAUCUUAAUGGGUUCAACUUCACCACUUCAAAUUGUAAUAACUUAGCCACACAUGCACCAAAUACUUUUUACUUACCAAAAACUUCCAUUUCCACAUCCCAAACACACCCUACAAUCACUCUUGAUUUCACUACUGUUCCUGCUACAACAUCAUCAUCUACUCAUACAUUCUCUUCUCAAAGAUAUUCUUCCACUUCUCUCAAUUUCUCCACACUACCAUCAACUCCUCCUUCUUCUUCCUUCAUUAAUUCCUUCAAAAGCCAAGUUGGCGCUUCAUAUCUUGGGAGGCCAUGCUUUUCUCAGCCCUUCACUUCCAACAACACUCGGAAUACGGAGGACAGUGAUGGAGCCAGAAAUUCUAACAUGUGGAUUCAAAAAAGGUCAAAAGUGUCGCACCUAGGAUUUGACUCUGUGACGUAAAGCAAAAUUUUGAACCACUUUUACGCUUAACUAGAAUCUGCCUUAAUGUUAAUGGAAAUAAAAAAUUCCUAUAUACAAAAGUAUUUGCUUUUGAUCAAUUUUGUAUAGUGUAAUUUUCCGACAAAGGAGAUUUUUGCAUCAA